This is a messenger RNA of Lampris incognitus (smalleye Pacific opah), 2131 nucleotides long. Its product is annotated as zinc finger protein 213-like. The record is from RefSeq and is a predicted model, not a curated record. The coding region runs from base 71 to 1594 and encodes 507 amino acids. Lineage: Eukaryota; Metazoa; Chordata; Actinopteri; Lampriformes; Lampridae. Gene Ontology annotation, biological process: regulation of transcription by RNA polymerase II. Gene Ontology annotation, molecular function: DNA-binding transcription factor activity; RNA polymerase II cis-regulatory region sequence-specific DNA binding. The transcript is spliced from 4 exons.
CCCAACAACUCAAAACAUAGCAGUUUCAAAUCACUGUGGACAUUAUCCUGUCUGACUGAAACAAAGGACAAUGGAGUCGGUGAGGAGUGCCUUCCAUGCUCAACUGGCCACCGUCAUGGACUCGUUACUGGCAGCUGCUGUGUGUGAGAUUGCCAAGAUUUUUGAGAACAGCCUGUGUGAGCAGCAGGCGGAGCUGGCACAGAAGGGAGAGGAGAUCUCCAUGCUUAGAGCAAAGCUGGAGAAGGCGGAGAGGAGGGUGAAGGGAAGGUGUGGAGGAGGAGGAGUGGAAGAAGAGAGUGAGACCUCAACAGGUGAAAGAGAAGGAGAGAGUUGUCCGAGGCAGCAGACUGUGACAGCAGCAGCAAUGAUUAUGGGUAAGGAUGUUUCCUCCCAGUCAGACCCAGUGGAAGGGCUCGGUCAGAGCCUCCGCAGGCUGAAAGAAGAGACCACAAGCCAGGAUGGAGCCUCAGUCAAACAUGAGCGUGCCGGAUCACGCCCUACUCUGGGUUCUGUGGCAGUGCAAGCCCCGGAGCCAAGCCUUGCUGCUGGGGAACAGAGGCAGCUGGACCCUUUGUCUGCUACACAGGCCAAGGCUAAGUUAUCUCAUUGGGAUCAAGGGAGUCGUAGUGCAGAUCAGAGACCUCUUCAAGGACAGGCCUCCACCCCUUUUCUCUCCAUCUCGCAAAGUGGACGUUGUUCCCCCAGGCCGGACCCUAGCCUGACCCAGCCAGGAGAGUGGUUACCUGGGUUGGAUGCCAGCCGAGGUGGGGUGUCUGCUCUGGAGAACCUACAGACAGAGGGCACCAGCUGCUCUGGUCCUGCCAGUAGCAGCACUGGCACUGACACGCCAUGCUUUCGACCCGGCUUUGGUUCUGACGAGACAAGUAAUGAGGAUGACGACUCCUCCUUCCCCUUCCUAGACCAGGAGCCUGAGAACCAGAACUCAAAUCAGAACUCGGUACAAGGUCAAGUGGCGGGACAGAGGGAGACCCGGCAGGAUCCGUCCCAAGCCCAAUCUGCUGCAUCAUCAUGGCGACCCAGAGAUGACAGGGCUGGGAGGGGUCCUGUUCCUCACACCAGGCGUGUUGCUUCCUUCACCAACAGAGACCCUCUCCGGCCGCAGUCCAAUACGCAGUCACACACACUCCGGCACACAAAUGCUCUCACCCAUCCCCCGGCCCCAGGUGGCGGAAAUGGAAGACCCUACACCUGUCCCUACUGUACCAAGUGUUUUACUUACCCUUCCCACCAGCGUAGACAUCUUUUGCGCCACACUGGAGUCAGGCUACACCCUUGUCAGUUCUGUGACAAGAGUUUCCUCACUCCCUCUGAGCUUACUGUGCAUACUCGCACACAUACGGGUGAGCGGCCCUUCGGCUGUGCUCAGUGUGGUAAGCGGUUUGCCCGUAGUGGGAACCUAAGGGCCCACCAACGGGAUGUUCACAUGGGGAAGAGGCCUUUUGCCUGCACCGAGUGUGGCAAAAGGUUUGCCCACAGAGGCAACCUAAGGGUGCAUAACCACAGGGUCCACCAGGGCGACCCCUAUUACAUGGAGGAUCAGCAGGAGCCAGAGAUGGGCCAAAAUCCCAUUUGAGGGAAAAAUCAAAGAUUGUCUUGCAAAUGAAUUAUGUUUUGCCCAGCAAGACCGACCAAACUGAUAUGUUUCAGUUUUGAAUUUGGUUUGCCUUGCUUUCCAUCCAGACUGUUCAGCCAACAUUCAAAAUGGGUGAAAAUAUUUUGACAUCAACUCUCAGCAUUUGUAUUUCAAGCAACUCUUGAAUAUUAUGUGUAACCAUCAGAUUUAAGCCUUUGCUGUUUGAAAGUGAACAUGGUUAAGAUCUACUAAUUUUUAUGCUAUGUCAGUGUCGUCUCCAUCCCUCUUGAAAGAGGCAUAGUUUAGAAGGAUACCUCUGUUUUUAGGGUUUUUACUAUAUGGCCUUCUUACAUAGUCAUAUAAACUUGUACGUUUUUCCAUGUCGGUGAGUGCAGUUUGAAGAUACAUUGAAUGAUGAGUUGAGCCACGCACAGACAGAAAAGUUUUCCGUGAGAUUUUCUGCCUCUAUGCAAGUACAAACCCCAAUUCCAAUGAAGUUGGGACAUUGUGUAAAACGUAAAUAAAAACAGAAUACAA